CUGUUCUUUAAGGCCUAUAAAGCAGGCACGGAGGUAAUGGUCGAGGAAUCCAAGGGAAACAGAAGCAAACAAACAAGCAAAACCCCACAAGCCGCCGAAUCAUGUCGAUGAGCCCAAAGCAUACGACUCCUUUCUCAGUGUCUGACAUCUUGAGUCCUUUGGAGGAAAGCUACAAGAAAGUGGGCAUGGAGGGCAGUAACUUGGGGGCUCCCUUGUCAGCCUACAGACAGUCUCAGGUUUCGCAGCCGGCCAUGCAGCAACACCCCAUGGGCCACAACGGAACGGUGACUGCCGCCUACCAUAUGACAGCGGCAGGGGUCCCCCAGCUCUCCCACGCUACGAUGGGGGGCUACUGCAAUGGGAACCUGGGCAACAUGAGCGAGCUCCCGCCUUACCAGGACACCAUGCGAAACAGUGCUUCAGCGACAGGAUGGUACGGCACCAACCCGGACCCCCGCUUCUCCUCAAUCUCCCGCUUCAUGGCGCCGUCCUCGGGCAUGAACAUGGGAGGCAUGGGCGGCCUGAGCUCCCUGGGGGACGUGAGCAAGAGCAUGGCCCCGCUGCAGAGCACGCCGCGAAGGAAACGGAGGGUCCUGUUUUCCCAGGCCCAGGUUUACGAGCUGGAGAGACGUUUCAAGCAGCAGAAAUACCUCUCCGCCCCCGAGAGGGAACAUUUAGCCAGCAUGAUCCACCUCACCCCGACUCAGGUCAAAAUUUGGUUCCAGAACCACCGCUACAAGAUGAAGCGGCAGGCCAAAGACAAGGCUGCGCAGCAACAGAUGCAACAGGAGAACGGCUCCUGCCAGCAGCAGCAGUCCCCCAGGAGGGUGGCUGUGCCGGUGCUAGUGAAGGAUGGCAAGCCCUGCCAGGCGGGCUCCAACACCCCCACCGCAGCCAUCCAGAGCCACCCGCAGCAGGCGGCCACGACCAUCACGGUGGCCACCAAUGGCAACAGCCUCGGACAGCAUCAGAGCCAUCAGACAAACAGUGCGGGGCAGUCUCCCGACAUGGGACAGCACUCGGCCAGCCCUUCCUCCCUGCAGAGCCAAGUCUCCAGUUUGUCUCACCUGAACUCUUCCACUUCUGACUAUGGCACUGCCAUGUCCUGCUCCACCUUACUAUACGGUAGGACCUGGUGAAAGGAUUAAAGAAAGCGAAACAAAACAAAACAAAAUUUAAAAAAAAAAAAAAAAAAAAGAGAGAGAAAAAAAAAAAACACCAAUAGAUUUUCCCAGUCACACAAAUCUGUGUCCUGUCCAAAGUACUGGGUGCUUUCCUUUGCUCUUUUAUUAUUUUUUCUUCCUUCCUUCCUUCCUUCCUUUCUUUCUUUUUUCCCCUUGAAGAUUUUUAAUUUUAAUUUUGAUUUUUUUUUUUAAUUUUUAUUUUUCGUUUUACUGAUUGGUUCUCUGAGGACCCCUAAGAGAGAGAGGAAGAGAGUGACUUCUUGUUCCGUUCACUGAUACUGUGACAGUUUUGGGUCUUUCUUUUUUCCCUUUUCCCCCCAACUUGCUGUGUGGGGUGUUAAACCAAUUCUGACCAAUAACUACGGAGCAGUCUGCAGACAGGGGCCCGUCGGUAGGCAUGGCCCGAAGGCUCGGAUUGCAGAUGGACCCUUUGCCAGCGUCUAGGACUUGCAUGUAAAUAUAGAGAUUGGGGAGGAUGGGGUUGGGGUUUUUCCCAAAAACGCGGUCGCGGAACGCAGCCACAGAGCAACCUCCCCCACCCCCGGCUCCGCUCCCAGCCCCGUCCCAGCGAUGGGGCCGGGAGGCCACACGAGGCUUUGGCUUUUCUUUUACGUUUGAUGUGAACCUGUAGCUGUAUAAUGCUGUCAAAAGUUGGACUAAACCCAUAGUUUUUAGCAUCCUGUAUAUUUUGUUGUAAAAAGAAAGAAAAAAAAAAUACAAUCAACCAAACCCACCCCACCCCUCUUUUUUAUGGACACUGAUUGUCCCCUCGUAAACUCUCCGACAGUUUGUUCUUUGCGCACGCCGCCUUUUCCUGUUGUAACUUAUGUAGAUAUUUGGCUUAAAUAUAGUUCCUAAGAAGCUUCUAAUAAAUU
This is a messenger RNA of Lagopus muta (rock ptarmigan), 2059 nucleotides long. RefSeq names its product NK2 homeobox 1 (gene NKX2-1). Gene Ontology annotation, biological process: cell differentiation; regulation of transcription by RNA polymerase II. Bases 102 to 1139 code for a protein of 345 amino acids. Gene Ontology annotation, molecular function: RNA polymerase II cis-regulatory region sequence-specific DNA binding; DNA-binding transcription factor activity, RNA polymerase II-specific. Gene Ontology annotation, cellular component: nucleus. The transcript is spliced from 3 exons. The record is from RefSeq and is a predicted model, not a curated record. NCBI's taxonomy places the organism in Eukaryota, Metazoa, Chordata, Aves, Galliformes, Phasianidae.